Molecule: messenger RNA, 709 nt
Organism: Xenia sp. Carnegie-2017
Lineage: Eukaryota; Metazoa; Cnidaria; Anthozoa; Malacalcyonacea; Xeniidae
Product: DNA-directed RNA polymerase III subunit RPC9-like
Exons: 1
Coding region: 170-586 (138 amino acids)
Biological process (GO): transcription initiation at RNA polymerase III promoter
Cellular component (GO): RNA polymerase III complex
Molecular function (GO): nucleotide binding
Source: RefSeq, a predicted model, not a curated record
GAGUAAAAUCUCUUAAAGCUUGUUCUCGUCUCCACUUCUAGGAUAAAACUAGAUGCAUCAUAUAUCAAAUUCCUGUAAAAAGGAAAAGCAAAAUACACUCCAGACUUCACGUGACAAGUUGGAUUCAAAGUUUGGAUCUUUGUUUGAUAAAAUAAGAAAGUAGACAAUUAUGGAAGUUCUUGAUAAAAGUUCAGCAAUGGUAAGCAAUUAUGAAGUGUUGUCUCUACUUCAAGAAAAGAUGCAGAAAGAGUUGAACAAGAAACCAAGUAAAAAGAUUCGACAAGAAAACCUGGCUACAAUUUCCUAUGAGGUUGUGAAGUACCUUGAAAAGACACCCUGUUGUUUGCAAAAUGAAGCUGUUAUCACUCAGUUUCUCAAGGAUGUUGCACCUUUCAACUUGACUAAAGGAGAGAAGUUACAAAUGUUGAAUUUACGACCAACUACGCCUGUCGAAAUACAACUUAUAGUUGAAGAAAGUGAAGAAAGAUUGAGGACAGAUGAAGAACUUCAAGCUUUAAUUGACAUUAUUGCCAAAUUACCAGAAAAUUACAACAACAAAGAUAUAAAAAUAGAAGAAGAGAGCUGAUUGCAAUGUUUGUUUGGUUUGACAUGCAUGAAUGAUGCUCAAUGUAACUUUUGGGUAAUUUUAUUGAUUGCAAGGAUUUUGUAUUUUUCAUAUCAAUAUAAAUAUUAAAGUAAAUGUUUUGAA